Nerophis lumbriciformis (worm pipefish) is the source of this 1632-nucleotide messenger RNA. The record is from RefSeq and is a predicted model, not a curated record. NCBI's taxonomy places the organism in Eukaryota, Metazoa, Chordata, Actinopteri, Syngnathiformes, Syngnathidae.
AUGUGCAGACCAAUGUUCAACUCACCUGUCAAGGUAAUUUACAUGCACAUCUGCACUAUGGCCUCCCUGGCUUUUAGGUCAGCAAUUAAAACGAAGGUCCCGUUUAAAAGUGGCUGCCUGUGGUACUCCUCUAUGCCAAACACAAAGCUGUUCAUAGAUGGCAAAUUUGUUGAAUCCAAGACAUCAGAAUGGAUCGAUAUUCACAAUCCUGCGACCAACGAAGUGAUUUCUCGUGUACCCAAAGCCACGCAGCAGGAGAUGUCGGCCGCCGUCGACUCCUGCGCCAAGGCCUUCUCCUCCUGGUCCGAGACUUCCGUCUUAGCGCGGCAGCAGGUCUUUCUACGCUAUCAGCAGCUUAUUAAGGACAACAUUAAAGAACUUGCAAAGUCCAUCACAGUGGAACAAGGCAAGACCCUCGCAGACGCGGAGGGGGAUGUGUUCAGAGGCUUGCAGGUCGUGGAACACGCCUGCAGCGUCACUUCUCUGAUGCUGGGUGAAACUCUGCCCUCCAUCACAAAAGAUAUGGACACUUACACGUACCGCAUGCCCCUGGGCGUUUGCGCCGGUAUCGCCCCGUUUAACUUUCCUGCCAUGAUCCCACUGUGGAUGUUUCCAAUGGGGAUGGUGUGUGGCAACACGUACCUCCUCAAACCCUCCGAGAGGGUGCCGACAUGUGCUAUGCUGUUGGCCAAAUUGCUGCAAGAUGCCGGCGCGCCUGAUGGGACCCUCAAUAUCAUCCAUGGUCAACAUGACGCUGUGAACUUUAUUUGUGACCAUCCGACCAUCAAGGCCAUCAGCUUCGUUGGCUCCAAUCAAGCGGGCGAGUACAUUUAUGAGAGGGGCUCCAAAAAUGGCAAGAGAGUGCAGUCCAACAUGGGAGCAAAGAACCACGGUGUGGUAAUGCCAGAUGCCAACAAGGAGAACACUCUAAACCAGCUGGUGGGGGCUGCGUUCGGGGCCGCCGGUCAGCGCUGCAUGGCACUGUCCACCGCCAUCUUGGUGGGCGAGGCUCGCAGUUGGCUGCCUGAGCUUGUGGAGCGCAGCAAGGCUCUGCGGGUUAAUGCAGGAGACCAACCCGGUGCGGAUGUGGGGCCCCUGAUCUCGCCACAGGCCAAGCAGCGAGUCUGCAGUCUGAUCCAAAGUGCCGAGGAUGAGGGCGCCAAGGUGCUCCUGGACGGCCGACACGUUAAAGUCACGGGUUACGAGAACGGCAACUUUGUGGGGCCGACCAUCAUUGGUGAUGUCACGCCUCAGAUGAAGUGCUACACGGAAGAAAUUUUUGGCCCUGUGCUGGUUGUCCUUGAAGCUGACACUCUAGACGACGCCAUCCAUUUAGUCAACACCAAUCCCUAUGGCAAUGGAACAGCCAUCUUCACGACAAAUGGCGCCACGGCUCGCAAAUACACUCAUCAAGUGGACGUGGGCCAGGUUGGAGUCAAUGUUCCCAUCCCUGUGCCAUUGCCCAUGUUCUCUUUCACUGGAUCGAGAGGAUCUUUCAGAGGCGAUAUGAACUUUUAUGGAAAACAAGGAAUCCAGUUCUACACACAGAUCAAAACCAUUACUUCCCAGUGGAAAGCUGAGGAUGCCAUGCUCAAGAGCCCUGCAGUUACCAUGCCAACAAUGGGACGCUAG